This is a messenger RNA of Naegleria gruberi, 852 nucleotides long. RefSeq lists its product as uncharacterized. The transcript has 3 exons. The record is from RefSeq and is a predicted model, not a curated record. Lineage: Eukaryota; Heterolobosea; Eutetramitea; Acrasida; Naegleriidae. The annotation marks the transcript as partial.
GGUGCAAGUGCAGGUAUUGGCUCCUAUACUGCUGAGGCAUUGUAUAGACAGGGAGCUACAGUUUAUAUGGCUUGUAGGAAUGAAGAAAAGACACAAAAGGUAAUUUCACAAAUUAAGAAAAAGAAAGUAAACUAUGAGGGAGGAUCUUUGAAUUUCAUUAAAUUGGAUUUCAAUAAUUUGGAAAGUGUUAGAGAAUGUGCUAGGGAAUUUUUACACGGUGGUUUAGUAUUGGAUGUUCUUAUCAAUAAUGCAGGAUGUGCUGUAGGAGGGGAAAGGUAUUCAGUUCAAGGAUAUGAGGAGAUGUUUCAAUCGAAUGUAUUGGGUCAUCAUUUGUUGGUUGACUUGUUGUGGAAUAAUAUGAAUGGUAAUCCUAAUGGAGCUAGAAUUGUGAUUGUUUCCUCAUAUGCUCACAUGUUUAUUAAGGAUUAUGAGUUUUAUAAUACUGAGAAGAAGGUUCAUACAUUGAUGAAUCGUAAUAAGCAAUAUGGUUUUACCAAGUUGUGUAAUAUUUAUCAAACCUAUUACUUUAAUGAACGUAUCAAGAAUACUCCAAAUUGCAAAGUUACUGUAAAUGCUUGCCAUCCAGGAGCUAUCAAAUCAGAAUUAUCGAGAGAGGUUCCUUAUGGUCUCCAAUCUUUGAUUUCAUUGAUUCAAUAUUUUUUCUUUGUAGAUUUGGAAAUUGGUAGUCAAAACACCCUCCAUUUGGCUUGUUCUAAAGAUGUUUCUGGAAUUUCUGGUAAAUUCUUUGAUCAAUGUGCAGUUAAAGAACCAUUGCCAAUUACCAAAAAUAAGGAGCUAUAUAAUGAAUUGGUUGACUUGUGCGAGAAGGUUUGUUCAUCAUACUCUCUCUAA